Molecule: messenger RNA, 3036 nt
Organism: Effrenium voratum
Lineage: Eukaryota; Dinophyceae; Suessiales; Symbiodiniaceae
Source: the annotation of a GenBank genome assembly
AUGGCGGUGCAGCUGCUGUGGCAAAGGCGCCCGCCGGCGGAGGACCUAGUCGUGCGGGAUCCGGCAGCAAGGCCAGUGGAGCGCCUCACGGACCUUGGGAACACGCAGUACCUGGGCGCGGUGCGUCUGGGAACUCCCGGUCAGGAGGUCCAGGUGAUUUUUGACACCGGCUCCUCCGACCUCUGGGUCCUAGACAAAGCUUUCGAUCCCUCGGCUUCCUCCAGCGCGGUGGACGACGGACGGACGGCCUCAGUGGUCUACGGGGAUAGCAAGUCCAUCACCGGGAAGUUACUGGAGGACAGCGUCUCCCUGGGGGGCAUGCGCAUCUCUGCGCAGCCGCUGCUGGUGGUGCGGCAGGGCAUCGACGGUGUGAGAGCCGACGGGGUGUUGGGCCUGGCGAUGCCGGGGCUGUCGCAUACUGGGGAGACGGUGCUGCAGAACCUGCAGAGGCGUGGGGUCUCGAGCUUCUCCUUCGCCCUGUCGGGACCCUCGGGGGACUCCUUCUUCCUGCUGGGCAUGCCAGAGGCCUCCUGGUACGAGGCGGAAUCCUUGCGAUGGAUGCCGUCCUCUCGGGACCUGUGGUGGUCCUUCGAGGCAUCCCUGGCCAUCGGCGAGGAGGUCAUCUUCGAAGGCACCUUCCUGCUGGACUCGGGCACGUCUUAUUUGGGCAUCCCGGCCUCCAUGCACAAGCAAGUGGUGCAGAAGAUGAUGAGGGACUCCUUCCAGCACUGCCGGGUGAGUAGCACGAACCUCUUCAUUUGCGACUGCUCCGCUGCUUCGCAGAUGCUGAGCGCGGGUGUCAUCGUGGGAGACCAGGUCUUCGGACUGCCACCCGCGAGCUUGAUGACACCUUUGAGCGUCCUGGACUUGGACUGCGUUGUGGAGGUGCAGAAGCUGUCUGUGCGGGCGCCCAAAUUUUCACGCGAAACAGGGGACAGGAGAUGGCAGGACGGGCUGCCAGUUAUCCUCGGAGACACCUUCCUCCGCACGGUGGUGGCGGUGUUUGACACCGAGCCCCUGCCCCGCAUUGGCCUGGCGCGCCGGAAAGGCGGCGCCGAGAUGGUGCGCCUGGGCCCGCUGUCAUAUGACCCGCUGGAUCAAGCUGGUGUGGGGCUGUUCGUUGAGCUGAUGCUCCUGGUUUCGCUGUGCACCGGUGUCAUCUUCUGCCUUGAGAAGCUUUGUAGGGCUUGGACCUCGCCGUCGCGGGCGCGACACGCGGUCAAGGAGGUGGAUGGCGAGGCGCCCUAUCUCCGCCUGAGGCAACGCCUGUCUGCUGGCACGGCCAUGUGCCAUCAGAGCCCUCGUCAGCCGCAAGAGAUCUUGAGCGGGGCCUGCUCGAAUCCGACGAGCAUCCGCCAAGAUGCGGCAGCGCAGUUCCAAGGCUUCCGUGACUCCUUGGUCUACCUGAUGGCUGUUGGCUGCGAGACGAAAGGUAUGGCGGUGCACCAGCUUAUGAAGAUUUUGGGUGUGCGGAAGGAGGUGAACCGCAUCGACCGCGACAAGCACUUGAACAUCCGACUCGUCCAUUUGCGGCAGCCAUGGAUGGAGAAGUACUUUGCGAAGAGGGACACGCCGCCGGAGGAGGCGUAUAUUGAGGACCCGUUCGACCUCCUGAGCAUCAACAUGUACCCUGCGCAGGCGACGUUUGUCCCGGUACCAUCUCGGACUGGGCUGGAAGAUCGGCAGGCCUACACCACUGGGUCGGCCGGGAACAACUCCGUGGAGCCGGCAAAGGAGCCCUUCCUGGCGCGGUUUCUGGGCCAGCGCCACGGGCUCUCGGAGUUGGACGUGGAAGCCCUCGGGGACCUGUACGGGUGCCCGGCCAAGAUCGCCCCGAGCGAGCCGACCCGGGCCCUGGCUCAGCUGUUUCUGCAGGGCAAAGGGCUGGUCUACGACGGCAGCUGCACAGACAACCCGCAGGCGCAGGAGAAUCUUACGCUGCUCCUGCACGGCCAGCAAACCAGUUGCGCCACAGUUGCGAACAAGCACUGCAUCGCCAAAACCGCCGUCUCCGACAUCUCCGUGCCGGAGAUGUGCCCCUUCUCCUGCCUGCUGUGCAUACCCGCCAGCGGGGAAGUGGUGGCGAAGCGGAACCUGCUCUUCCGCGAGGAGGGGAUGAAGUACUGCGACGACGCGGGCUGCAAGACCUCCGACGCGAAUGGCACCGUGUGCAAGAGCUCCAAUUCUGAAGCGCGCCGAGUUCCUUGUGACAACACGGACCAGGCCUACUGUGACGAUGCCGGGUGUCACAGCAUGGACUCGGAGGGCAAGGAGUGCCGCCUCAGGAAUCCGACGGCGCAGCAGAUUGAGUGCCCUGGCCCCGCUGCUGGGCACGAGACCUUCCACACGAGUGACGUCAAGACGUCCCGGGGCUGUGUGGACCUGGCGGUUACGGGCAUCAAGUUCAAGAGCGGCCCCAAGGCAGCCUGCAAAGACCUCCAGGCCUACUGCGGCCACGAUAAGAUGGGAGACAAGGUUCGGGCGGCAUGCCCGGCCACCUGCCUGGAGCAAGGGUUCGCGUGCACUCCCGAGAGCGAUGAGGAGACUUCAGGUGAUGAAACUACUCUGAGUGAAGAGGAGGAUCUCCUCUCAGAAGGAUGCAAGGAUAAGAGCAUCCAGGACUCCCCGGUGCUCACCCUCUUCGGCAAGGCCCAGGCCUGCUCCAACGUGAGUCGCUUCUGCUUCCACCACGUGAACUCCUCUACGAUCCAGAGGAAAUGCCCCGUGAGCUGCGGGGCCUGUGUGCCCCAGGUGUAUCCGGAGGUCGCCAAGGAGGACAGCUCGGCCAAAUCCGCGGCCCCCAAGGACAGCAAGGCGAAGGACAGCUCGGCCAAGGACUCCGCCGCCACGGAGGAGACGGUGGCCAGAGCUUCCGGCGAGGACGUGGAGGGAGACGAUGGAUCCAAGGCGAACCUCACGAAGGUUGCGGAGAACCACUUCUCCACGGCGAUGCCCGAUGCGGACAACACGGGCGUAGGCUGCAGUCGGAGGAGGCGCUGGGGGUUCUGCUACACCCGGCGGAGGCGGAACCUCUGA